Molecule: messenger RNA, 2976 nt
Organism: Carassius gibelio (silver crucian carp)
Lineage: Eukaryota; Metazoa; Chordata; Actinopteri; Cypriniformes; Cyprinidae
Product: mitogen-activated protein kinase kinase kinase 8
Exons: 8
Coding region: 113-1543 (476 amino acids)
Biological process (GO): protein phosphorylation
Molecular function (GO): ATP binding; protein kinase activity
Source: RefSeq, a predicted model, not a curated record
GAAAACGAAACCGCGGUUGACGUAGGCGCGUGGCGGAGGCAGCUCAUAUUCCUCUUAAGUGCGCGCGUCAGUCAAGAGCCUCCUCAUUUGAAACUAUGGACAACGAGUGAGCAUGUGCACUGCUGUGAUCACACUGACCGAAAGGAUUCAAUCAAGGAUGGAGUACGAGAAUAAAAAUGCUGGUAUAGAACUGCUUCUUGCUCACAUGAACAUUGAAGACUUCAUCCAAGAGGCAGAGAAUUUCUACUGUGUUGGCGAGGAGGUGGAAGCAGGGGUUUCAUUUGAGGAAAGUUUCUCUCAAGAAGACAUGGAUGAGAUUGAGGAGACGCCACAGGAUCUAAUCUCACAUGUGCAAAAUCCUGGAAAGGUCCGUUACGGGACUGCAUCCGACCUCCUGGACUUUGUGAAUACGGUUUCAAACAUCCCGUCCUCCUCUCUGUUGGAGGUGGGUGAAGAAACGGGGGUUCUGCUAAACAAGACAGACAUGGUCAUUAAGGAGGGGCAUUAUCGCAUUGACUUGGACGUCCUUCUGUUUCCUUGGAAACUAACCUACAAGCCCCUGGGCCCUGGACACGUUCCCAAAGGCUCAUUUGGGAAGGUCCAUCUGGCUCAAGACACCAAAACACGGAAGAGAAUGGCAUGCAAGCUAAUUCCCGUGGAACAUUUCAAGCCUGCAGACGUGGAAAUCCAAGCCCGGUUCCGUCACGAGAACAUAGCAGAGCUGUAUGGGGCAUUACUGUGGGAGCAGACGGUGCAUUUGUUCAUGGAAGCCGGUGAAGGGGGCUCAGUUCUGGAGAAGCUGGAUAGCUGUGGUCCAAUGAGGGAGUUUGAGAUCAUUUGGGUCUCUCAGCAGGUUCUGCGAGGCCUGGAGUACUUGCACUCUCACAAGAUCAUCCACCAUGACAUCAAACCCAGUAAUAUUGUGCUAAUGUCCGCAAAAGCCGUGCUGGUGGACUUUGGGCUUACAGUACAAAUGAAGGAUGAUGUAUAUGUUCCUCGGGACUUACGUGGCACAGAGAUGUAUAUGAGUCCAGAGCUGGUUUUAUGUCGAGGACACAACACCAAGACUGACAUCUACAGUCUGGGAACCACAAUCAUACACAUGCUGAGUGGAAGCCCUCCUUGGGUUAGGAGAUAUCCCAGAACAGCAUACCCCUCAUACCUUUACAUAAUCCACAAACAAGCUCCUCCUCUGGAGGACAUACCUGAAAGCUGCAGCCCUGCGAUGCGGAGGCUCCUGGAGCAUGCACUCGAUAGGGUGUCUGCACAGAGGAGCUCUGCCACAGAAUUACUAAACGAGGAGGCCCUCCAUCCUUCUCGGGAAGACCAGCCGCGCUGUUGGAGUCUGGAUUCUGCACUGGAGGAAGGCACACAUCCACUGCUGCGACAGCACAGUCAGCUUUCAGACACCACCCAAGAUUCUUCCUUGUACACUGAGGAUUCUGGGCACUCAAAGAAAAAAGGAUCCCUCUAUGUAGAUCUGGGCGCAUUGGCUGGCUACUACAAUCUGGUUAGAGGGCCCCCAUCUAGUGAAUAUGGCUAAUUAAGGUGGAUUUUUGCUGAGGACCAGUGGGGUGCUUGCAUCAGAAUUGCAUAGACAGAUCAGUUCUGUGGAGCUGAAUUAAUCUUCAAGAUGAUUCAGCAAAUUCGGUAUGUUGUCCUAAAUGAGGACAGUCUGCGCUGAUUGGACAGUGUUUGGACAUGAGCUGUCCAAUCAGAGAUGGACUUCUUGAAGAGAAGACAGACUUGUGGUUUUUAUUGUUUGAUGAACGGUUUGUGAGGUGUGGUUUUGUUAAUGCAGUUCCUUGUCUGUGUUUUGAUAGCAUGAAUGUAUCAUAUGUACAUGAAAUACAUUCUAGGGAUGCACCAAUAUUAAAGUCUGGCCAAUAUAGAAAAGCCUAUAAUAGUUUUUUCUGUUAUAGAUGAUAAAAAUAAACGGCUGAUUUUAUAAUCGUACACUAUUUUGUUUAAAAGAAAAACAACAACUUUUAUUUAGGCAUCACAACAUUAUAAUGUACAGUAUGAAAAUGCAUUUUCAUUUUGAGACUUGCGAAAAAAGGCACAUUCAAUAGUGAUUUAAAAUGAUUAGUGUUUUUAUAAAUACAUUUUCAGCAAGCUAUAGAUGAUUAGCCAAAAGUAAUCAAAAUGCAAAAAAUAAAGCAAAUGCAUUAACAAUUACAAUCUAAUAUUGACUCUGCAUCCCUAUAAUACAGAUUAAUAUUUCUUUGCAGAUCACUGUAGCUGUGCUAGGUGUAUUGAUUAUGUAUUCCAUAUUUGGUCACAUAAGGGGCAGGCCCUAAUGACAGUAAAUCUGUGCUUAAAUAUGCUGAAAUAUACAUUAAAAUGAUUAAUAUUAUGCUACAUUAACUUUGCUUAAUGUUUUUAUUUUCAGAUUUUUGACUAUUGCAGUGCUAUGUAUGUUAACAAAAUAUGUAUUUCCAGUGAACUAUACAAAGGCAGGCCUGUGUAUGCAGAAACUAUAUGCGUUCUGAUCUACAUUUAUUGUUGUUUUAGUUUUUUAGUUUUUUUUUUUUUUGUGAAAUAUGAAUCAUAAUAUGUGUGAGUCUGUUGACUUUGAAUAUUUGUCCAAUGACAUGAGUCUGUCUGUGCCCAUUAGUAACUCAUUUCAGUUAAUAUUUUUAGUUUCAUGUUUAUUUGUUAAAAUGAUUAUUAAUGUAUAUCUGCAAUCCCCAUGUGAGUGCCAUGUCUUUAAAUAGCUUUACCUGAGAUACAUUGAUAAUACAGUCAUUGUACAGAUAAUGUAAGUGUUGCCGAAAAGCACACUACUUUUUGUUUUCCUCACAGGGAAAGGUUUUCAGAUGAUACGGAAAAUAAUCUCAGGGUUUUAUUCCCAUGGAAUGUGUUUUUGUUGAGUAGUUGCAAUGCAAGACAAUGGAAUGUGCACUUAGAUAAAAAAUGUAAUCGAUCCUCCAUAUAAACCUAAUGUUUUUAAUUAAUAAAAACUGACUUCAUUAA